AUGAGUGAGGUUCCCGAAGUGGUAGUGGAACAUUGCAAUGGUGUGGAGACUGAGGCCGAGGCCACGGACGAGGCGCACCAGAACGGAGAUGACGGAUUGGCCAUUGAUCCCAAACUGGGCUGCCGUGUUCAUUUCCCGAGUGACGUCAUAAGAGAAACUGAGUGUAAGGUGCACUUGGACCGACCUGGUGAUGGUGCGGCGUCAUGUGUGGUGAUCACCAUGCGGCCGCCGCUGCCGGCUAACAGCUCUCCUUGCACGCUACCCUCUCCACGUGUUUUGGCCGAGGCCGCGGUACCUAAUUGCGCUUGGCCUGUAACUCCAGCUAAACAUCGGCCCUGCUGGGCCCCAUCUGUGGUUACGGAACGCUACACGCCGUACGCUCGAGUCUGCUUCUGGUCGGGAGGCGAGCUACACUUACUCGCCGAUUCGGGCUGUAUACUAGUUAGGGCUGAUAAUUGA
Spodoptera exigua (beet armyworm) is the source of this 459-nucleotide messenger RNA. Lineage: Eukaryota; Metazoa; Arthropoda; Insecta; Lepidoptera; Noctuidae. The record is from the annotation of a GenBank genome assembly.